AUGGGUCAAGAGCUGUGUGCAAAGGCUCUGUAGCCUGGAUGCAGCUGCCAUCACUGCUGGGAGGGAGGCAACGCACACAGCUGUCAGAGGAGUGCGCCUGUGACGACGGAGGCUGCGAUCGAGCUAGCAGACCUAAAAGAAGCAUCAUAUUCCAUGACUUCAUUUCACCCCAGGGGACUUCAGGCUGUGCAUGCCCGGAAGUUCAAGAGUAAAAGGCCGAGGAGUAACAGCGAUUCUUUACAGGAAGAAGAUCUGAGGCAAGGUUUUCAGUGGAGGAAGAGCCUCCCCUUUGGGGCAGCUUCAUCUUACUUGAACUUGGAGAAGCUGGGUGAAGGUUCUUAUGCUACAGUUUACAAAGGGAUUUCCAGGAUAAAUGGACAACUAGUGGCUUUAAAAGUCAUCAGUAUGAAUGCAGAGGAAGGAGUCCCAUUUACAGCCAUCCGGGAAGCUUCACUCCUGAAGGGUUUGAAACAUGCCAACAUUGUGCUGCUGCAUGACGUAAUACACACCAAAGAGACACUGACGUUCGUAUUUGAAUAUGUGCUUUUCAUGUUUCAACUUUUGCGGGGCCUGGCAUACAUCCACCACCAACACGUUCUUCACAGGGACCUGAAACCUCAGAACUUACUCAUCAGUCACCUGGGAGAGCUCAAACUGGCUGAUUUUGGUCUUGCUCGAGCCAAGUCCAUUCCCAGCCAGACAUAUUCUUCAGAAGUUGUGACUCUCUGGUACCGCCCUCCUGAUGCCUUGCUGGGAGCCACUGAAUAUUCCUCUGAACUGGACAUAUGGGGUGCAGGCUGCAUCUUUAUUGAAAUGUUCCAGGGUCAACCCUUGUUUCCUGGGGUUUCCAACAUCCUUGAACAGCUGGAGAAGAUCUGGGAGGUGCUGGGAGUCCCCACAGAGGAUACCUGGCCUGGAGUUUCCAAGCUACCUAACUACAACCCAGAAUGGUUCCCACUGCCUAAGCCUCAGAGCCUUCAGACUGUCUUCAACAGGCUGGGCAGGGCUCCUGAAGCUGAAGAUCUGGCCUCCCAAAUGCUGAAGGGCUUUCCGAGAGCCCAUGUCUCAGCCCAGGAAGCGCUGAUUCACAAUUAUUUCAGUGUCCUGCCGACUCAGCUGCACCAGCUUCCAGACGAGGAAUCUUUGUUUACAGUUUCAGGAGUGAGGCUGAAGCCAGAAAUGUGUGACCUUUUGGCCUCCUACCGGAAAGGUCACCACCCAGCCGGGUUUAGCAAAUGCUGGUAAAAAGAAAGGGCGAGAUUACCAAGAUCUUCCAGGGCUAUUUUACUGUUGCUUCAGUUUUAAUUUGCUUCAGCUUACUAAGAAGCUUCAAAUCUAACUCCACACUAGACCAAGGGUUUUAUACCAUCACCUGUGAUGUGGAACAUUUUAAAUACGAUGUCCAAGGCAACAGCACAUAGUCCUUGAAGAAAAAGCAGUGAACAGUUAUUGCUAUCGUCAUUUGCCUAGAAUUUAACAGUGAUUGGCUCAAAAAUUAGACAUAGACGGAAAUCAUCUGAGAAGAGGACUUCUGAAUAAUUUCAUCCAUUUCAUUGUUUGUUAGAGAGAUCCCUGGGCCAGAAGGAGAACAGGACAGAUGGGGACAACAAUUGAAAGACUUUGGAGACGGAGCUCAUGCUUAACAGGGGCCUGUCACUCCUGUGUUCACUCACGGUUUUCCCCAACAAAAGGACUUCUGUGGCCAAGGAGAGGAUUAGGCUAAAGUUUAAAAAAGCCUCCAGGGAAGGUGGUUUCUUGGAUAAAGUUGUCAACAAAAAGACUUGCUUAAGACUCUUUGUUAUGACUUCCUAGGGGUCGCCUCUUCCUUCGCUAACUGGAU
This is a messenger RNA of Odocoileus virginianus texanus, 1840 nucleotides long. Lineage: Eukaryota; Metazoa; Chordata; Mammalia; Artiodactyla; Cervidae. The record is from RefSeq and is a predicted model, not a curated record.